Molecule: messenger RNA, 1803 nt
Organism: Anisakis simplex (herring worm)
Lineage: Eukaryota; Metazoa; Nematoda; Chromadorea; Rhabditida; Anisakidae
Source: the annotation of a GenBank genome assembly
GAAUACCUGAUAUGGGUGGAUCGACCGCAAUAUAUGUGGACGAUGCAAGUCAUUGUUGCCGUUAUCAGUAUCGCACAAACAAUCGUCAUUUUUUAUCUCAGCUAUAAACUGAGAGUAUCUUCGUUUCAGGGAAGUAUAUUCAGAUUGCUCUUGAAUAUCUCUUUCUUACUCGAACUGGUCACCAGUACGCCACUCAUCGUAACUGUAAGUUCUGAGUAUUUCACAACAAUAAUAUUCCUGCAAAUUUUCUAUCCUCGAUGGCGACACGUGUAUGUACCAACUUUUCUGAAUUGCUGGCUCGCCAAAAGCGCUCUGCAAGCGAUUCUCAACGAUCUGAAUCGAGUUUCACCGCGUAUGCAGUCUGCAUUAUUCCGUCAAAUGAUAAUAUUACUUUCAACAUUGGUAUGUCUAAUUUUUACGGGUAUGUGCGGUAUGCAGCAUCUUCAACGCGGUGGCGAUAGACAAUUCGAUUUAUUCACUUCAUUUUAUUUCGUUGUCGUUACGUUCUCUACUGUUGGCUAUGGUGACUGUUAUCCAGAUACGUGGAUGUCGCGUUUAUUCGUGGUUGCUCUCAUUUGUGCCGCAAUUGGUAUCCUUCCUUCACAGAUCGAAGCACUCGGUCAGACAUGGCUGGCCAGGCAAAGAGCUGGUGGUGAAUACACUGAGGGUUGGGCGAAGUGUGAAAAGCACGUCGUUGUAACGAUCACUCAUUUGGAAGCUGAAUUCAUCCAAGACUUCUUAACUGAGUUUUUUGCUCAUUCUGAACACCAAAAUCACUUGAUAAUUUUGCUGUCGCCAUGUGAAAUGGAUGAUCGAAUGCGAAUGCUGUUGAAGAUACCGUUAUGGUCAUCACGUGUUUUGUACAUUCGCGGAUCGGCGUUGAAGGAUGAGGAUUUAGAACGUGCGCGAAUGUCCACCGCAAAAGCUUGUUUCAUUCUUUCAGCGAGACAUAUUAAUCAAAAAAAUCGCACGGAUGAACACACCAUUCUGCGCUCAUGGGCAGUCAAGGAUCACGCUCCACAUGUACCACAAUACGUGCAGAUAUUUCGACCCGAAACAAAAAUGCACAUUGAACACGCUGAGGUGGUUGUAUGCGAGGACGAGUUCAAGUACUCUAUUCUGGCCAACAACUGCAUUUGUCCUGGAAUCUCCACAUAUCUCACUCUCCUCAUUCAUACGUCUCGCGGAGAGGAAGGCCAGAAGUCAACCGAACCCUGGCAUCAAGUUUAUGGCUUUCAUUCGGGUAACGAAAUAUACGACAUCAGAAUUGGAGAUAGUAAAUUUUUUGGUGAAUACAUUGGCAAAUCUUUCACUUACGCGUCUUUUCACGCGCAUCGAAUGUAUGGAGUUGGUCUGCUCGGUGUACGUUCGCAUGGCAUCGAUGAACCUAUUCGACUGAAUCCGGGAAAUGGUUAUUGCCUAAAAGCAAACGAUACGGCUUAUUAUAUUGGAUUAACGAACGAAGAAUCAUUGUUUAAUUUCAAGAAAGGAAUGAGCGCACAGCGACGAAAGGCGACCGUUGCGACAUCGAUUGCCAAUAUCGGAACAGUUGCACUGGAUGUGCAAAGGAUUGCUGAAGAGAAACCGAAACGCAGACGGAAACGUUUCUUAAAGUCGUUACGGACAAAGGAUAUGGCUGGAUCGAGCCUUAUACAGGUGCGACUCUUCAGUCCAGAAGCAAAUUGCAAUCGUAAACCUAGUAUUUGUCCGGUUUCAAGCGAUCAAGGAUUGACGGAUGAGGAAUCAGAAGAAGAUAAGCUGUGUACGAUAUGUAAGGAUGGAAACUGUAUUGAGGAUGGGUAA